Molecule: messenger RNA, 1950 nt
Organism: Penicillium cinerascens
Lineage: Eukaryota; Fungi; Ascomycota; Eurotiomycetes; Eurotiales; Aspergillaceae
Product: glutamine--tRNA ligase
Exons: 1
Coding region: 1-1950 (649 amino acids)
Biological process (GO): glutaminyl-tRNA aminoacylation; translation
Cellular component (GO): cytosol; cytoplasm
Molecular function (GO): ATP binding; glutamine-tRNA ligase activity
Source: RefSeq, a predicted model, not a curated record
AUGGAUCCGGCAAAGCCCACUGAGCUGCCCGAGCGGCCUAAGGAGGCCGCCCCCGCAGAUGCUGCCGCCGCCGAAGCAGGUCCGUCCAAGAAGGCUCUGAAGAAACUCCAGAAGGAGAAAGAGAAGGCCGAGAAGAGGGCCCGAGAAGGGCCUAAGGUCAAGGCCCCCAAGGAGAAGGCCCCUAAAGCUUCCAAUGAGCCCCCUGCGCCCCGUGACCCCGACGCCAUGUUCAAGGUCGGCUUCCUGAACGACGUUUACCAGGAGAGACCCAUCUCCGAGGCCCAUCCCAAGAUCCGCACCCGUUUCCCGCCCGAGCCCAACGGUUUUCUUCACAUCGGACACAGCAAGGCCAUUGCUGUUAACUUUGGCUUCGCACGCUACCACGGAGGCGAGUGUAUCCUCCGUUUCGACGACACGAACCCCGCCGGCGAGGAGGAGCGAUACUAUAACGCCAUUCGCGACAUUGUGGCCUGGCUCGGCUUCAAGCCCGUGCGGGAGACAAAUGCCAGUGACAACUUUGAGCGUCUCUAUGAACUCGCCGAGGAGCUUAUCAAGCGCGAUGGUGCUUAUGUCUGUCACUGCACCAAGGCCGAGGUCAAGGCUCAGCGUGGUGAGGGGGAGGGUGGCCAGCGUGGCGGUCAGCGCUUUGCUUGCAGCCACCGCACGCGACCCAUUGAGGAGUCUCUCACGGAGUUCCGCGCUAUGCGUGAUGGCAAGUACAAAGCCGGAGAGGCUGCUCUGCGCAUGAAACAGGACCUGGAGGACCCCAACCCCCAGAUGUGGGAUUUGUUCGCAUGGCGCAUCCCGGAGAGCGACAAGGAGCAUCACCAUGCCAAGGGCCUAAAAUGCUUCCCAACUUACGAUUUCGCGCAUUGCUUGUGUGAUAGCAUCGAGGGGAUCACUCACUCGCUUUGCACAACUGAGUUUGAGCUCUCGCGUGUCUCUUACGAAUGGCUUAACGACAAGCUUGACGUCUACCGUCCUAUGCAGCGUGAAUACGGCCGUCUCAACAUCACCGGAACCGUUCUCUCCAAGCGCAAGAUCAUCCAAUUGGUUAAGGAGGGCCAUGUCCGUGACUGGGACGAUCCUCGCCUGUAUACCCUCAUCGCCCUGCGUCGCCGUGGUGUUCCCCCAGGUGCCAUCCUCUCCUUCGUCAAUGAGCUCGGAGUCACCAAGGCCGUGACAAACGUGCAGAUGCACAGAUUCGAUCAGAGCGUCCGCCAGUACUUGGAAACCACCGUUCCUCGCCUGAUGGUCGUCCUCGAGCCUCUCAAGGUAGUCAUCGACGACCUGGCCGAUGACCACUUGGAAAUGUGCGACGUGCCCUUCUCCAAGGACCCAGCCUUCGGAACCCACAACGUACCCUUCACCAAGACCGUCUACAUCGAGCGAUCCGACUUCCGCGAAGUCGACUCCGCCGACUACUUCCGCCUCGCCCCCGGCAAAACCGUCGGCCUCCUGAAGGCCCCCUACCCCAUCACCGCCACAACCUUCGAAAAAGACUCCAACGGCGUCGUCACCGUCGUGCACGCCAAAUACGAAAAGCCCGCUGAAGGCCAAGCCGCUGUCCGGCCCAAGACCUUCAUCCACUGGGUCGCCGAGUCCCCUGCGCACAACAGCCCCAUCCGUGCCGAGGUCCGCGCCUUUAGCCCGCUCUUCAAGUCCGAGGAUCCCUCCGCGCACCCGGACGGGUUCCUCGCUGACAUCGAUCCCGAGUCCGAGCAAAUCUACCACGGUGCUAUGAUUGAGACUGGCUUUAAAGAUAUUAGCAAGUCCGCGCCGUGGCCGAAGGCUGCUGCCGAGGGCGAUGUGAAGAACAACAAGCACUCCAUUCGCUUCCAGGGUAUGCGGUCUGCGUACUUUGCGGUCGAUAGGGAGUCGUCGGAUGAUCUUUCAAAGGUCAUCCUUAACCGCAUUGUUACUCUUAAGGAUACUCAGGGUAAGAACUAA